AUGGUCGGAGCUAAACCGGUGAAAAUGGUAGAGAACGAAUCUGACGGCGGGGUAAGUACGGGGCUGCUUCACGGCCGUUACGAGCUAGGCCGGCUUCUAGGCCACGGAACAUUCGCGAAGGUGUACCACGCUCGCAACGUAGCGACGGGGAAAAGCGUGGCGAUGAAAGUCGUCGGGAAAGAGAAAGUGGUGAAAGUCGGGAUGGUGGAGCAGAUCAAGCGAGAGAUCUCGGUGAUGAGGAUGGUGAAGCAUCCGAACAUCGUCGAGCUUCACGAGGUCAUGGCGAGCAAAUCGAAGAUCUAUUUCGCCAUGGAGCUCGUGCGCGGCGGCGAAUUGUUCGCCAAGGUCGCCAAAGGAAGGCUGCGCGAGGACGUGGCGCGAGUUUACUUCCAGCAAUUGAUCUCCGCCGUCGAUUUCUGCCACAGCCGGGGGGUUUAUCACCGGGAUCUGAAACCGGAGAAUCUGUUGCUAGACGAGGAAGGGAAUCUCAAGGUGACUGAUUUCGGUCUCUCCGCUUUCACCGAGCAUUUGAAGCAGGACGGGCUUCUCCACACGACUUGUGGAACUCCGGCGUACGUUGCGCCGGAGGUGAUUCUGAAGAAAGGAUACGACGGAGCGAAGGCGGAUCUGUGGUCCUGCGGCGUUAUCCUCUUUGUGCUGCUCGCUGGGUAUUUGCCGUUUCAGGAUGAUAAUUUGGUGAACAUGUAUCGGAAGAUCUACAGAGGAGAUUUCAAAUGUCCUGGGUGGCUUUCCUCCGACGCGAGAAGGCUCGUCACGAAGCUUCUGGAUCCGAAUCCGAAUACCCGAAUCACAGUCGAUAAGGUCAUGGAUUCGACCUGGUUCAAGAGAACCGCAGCGAGAUCCAAAACCGAACCAAUCGCUGAAGUUGCGGCUGAGGAUCCUGAUUGCUCCGUGCACAAGUCGAAGGAAGAGACGGAGACGCUAAACGCGUUUCAUAUAAUCGCGUUAUCUGAAGGGUUUGACCUGUCGCCGCUGUUCGAGGAGAAGAAGAAGGAGGAGAAGAGGGAGAUGAGAUUCGCGACUUCUCGUCCGGCGAGCAGCGUGAUUUCGAGCCUUGAAGAGGCGGCGAGAGUUGGGAACAAGUUCGAUGUUAGGAAGAGCGAGAGUAGAGUGAGGAUCGAAGGGAAACAGAAUGGGCGGAAAGGGAAAUUGGCGGUGGAGGCGGAGAUAUUCGCGGUGGCUCCGUCGUUCGUCAUGGUGGAGGUGAAGAAAGAUCAUGGAGACACUCUUGAGUACAACAACUUUUGCAGUACUGCUCUUAGACCAGCUCUCAAGGACAUUCUCUGGACUUCUACUCCCGCUUGA
Molecule: messenger RNA, 1326 nt
Organism: Microthlaspi erraticum
Lineage: Eukaryota; Viridiplantae; Streptophyta; Magnoliopsida; Brassicales; Brassicaceae
Source: the annotation of a GenBank genome assembly